Messenger RNA from Rana temporaria (common frog), 1627 nucleotides. It is a transcript of the gene TRIM13, whose product is annotated as tripartite motif containing 13. Gene Ontology annotation, molecular function: zinc ion binding. The transcript is spliced from 2 exons. The coding region runs from base 312 to 1550 and encodes 412 amino acids. Gene Ontology annotation, biological process: positive regulation of canonical NF-kappaB signal transduction; innate immune response; positive regulation of macroautophagy. NCBI's taxonomy places the organism in Eukaryota, Metazoa, Chordata, Amphibia, Anura, Ranidae. The record is from RefSeq and is a predicted model, not a curated record.
GAUGAUGUCAGAUCCCAGCGAGCAUUUUUCAGAUCCUGCUGUGGUCUGCCUGUAGUAAAAGCAUGAAUGGUGUGUGUAGGUUACAGCAGGCCAGAGCUGCCUGAGCUUUCUAAAAGUCCCCUGGGGCCAGAUCACUUCUGUAACCUUCUCCUGAAAGACAUUGAUCAUUAAUAUUCUGCAACAGAAACCCCCUGAUCACAGAAGCGAGGAGCUCUUUGUAGUAAUUCCAUGGACAACACAACUUCCCUAUAGAAUGAUAAGGAAGCUUUACACGUGGGAAUCCGGGAUCUGUGAUAGACGUCGGCUUCACAAUGACUGCGAGUACAAUGGAUGUUUUGGAGGAAGAGCUGAAGUGCCCGAUCUGUCACUGUGUCUUUGAGGACCCUCGAGUUUUACCUUGCUCACAUAACUUCUGUAAGAAAUGCUUAGAAGGUGUCCUCGAAGGCAAUUCUAGGCACGUGCUAUGGAGACCUUCCAGCUUUAAAUGUCCUACCUGUCGUAAAGAAAUUUCAACAAUGGGUGGCAACAGCCAUCAGGUUAACUAUGUGCUAAAAGGAAUUGUGGAGAAAUAUAACAAGAUUAAAGCCACUCCAACUAUGCCAAUAUGUAAGGAUCACAAUGGACAACCCCUGAAUAUCUUCUGCUCCACAGACCUUAAACUAAUCUGUGGGUUCUGUGCUACCAGUGAAGAGCACAAAGACCACGUCUUCUCCUCCUUUGACGAUGCCUAUAGUCAGGAAAAGCGUUCUUUGGAAACCUUGUGCCAUGGGAUUGAAAACUGGCGAAACAUGGACAUCCAAACCCACUUGACUAUAUUGGAGACCAGCAAGAGGGAAUCUCUUCAGCUGCUGGCAAAGGAUUCGGACAAAGUGAAGUCUUAUUUUGAAAAGCUGCAGCAUGUGCUAGAGCAGAAGAAAAAUGAAAUCCUCUCCGAUUUUGAAACCAUGAAACUUGAAGUCAUGCAAGCUUAUGAUCCAGAGAUCAACAAGGUGAACUCCAUUAUGAAUGAGAAGAAGAAGGCUUGCGACAUUGCUGAGGAUUUUAAGAACAUCACAGAUCCAUUUCUUUUUCUUCAGAAAAUGGAGGAGUUUCGAGAAAAAGUUCAGCGUAUUAAAGCUCCCUUGCCAUCUCCAGCAGAUAUCGCCGCCAUUUCUUGUAUGAAAAACUUUGAUACCAGCAUGUGGGAUAGCAUCAGACUCAUAGAUGUUGACAAACUUGGUUUACCACAGAAGGGACCCGCCAAACCUCAACAAGUUCACCUGAAGUUCCCCUUCUCCGCUAGAGCUGGAUCUGCGGCACUUCUGCUUUUGGUCUUGGUGUUGGUGGCUCUUUACUUUGCUCUAUAUAUCGACUUUACUCAGUUCGCUGAUAGGUACCUGCAGCCUACAUUCGUCUACUUAUCAGAAGCAUCAACUCUGAUUGCAGAGAAAGCCGACAUUUACAAGGACCUGAUUAUAGAACAGAUGUAUCUACUUGGCGAAAACAUCCAUAAAUAUUCCACAAUGUUACUGGAGCAAGUUGCAUUUUAUAUCUGUAAAUACAGACUGUAACAUUUAUUGCAGUUAUGCCGCGUACACGCGAUUUUUUUUCGGCAUGAAAAAAAACAACGGGCCAUAUUCUGAGUAUA